Molecule: messenger RNA, 831 nt
Organism: Mitosporidium daphniae
Lineage: Eukaryota; Fungi; Microsporidia
Exons: 3
Coding region: 1-831 (276 amino acids)
Cellular component (GO): striated muscle dense body; nucleolus; catalytic step 2 spliceosome
Molecular function (GO): actin filament binding
Source: RefSeq, a predicted model, not a curated record
AUGGAUCCUCCAUCUGCUCCCAUGCCAGUUGAUCAAAGCUCUCGUUUAAAGGCUUUAAAGCCCCGAUUUCGGCCGUUGAAGAUGGGUCCAACUCAAAAGUGUCUCUCAAAGCGCAAGGAAAAGACGAGUCAAAAAAUCCAAACAGUACACUUACAUUUUGACGACAUAGAAUGGGUUCCGUUGACCAACCAAGAUGGCCUGAUUGGCCCUCUUUGGCUUACGUUUGAAAGAGACUCUGAACGAUAUUCUCUUUCUUUUUCUGAGCUUGGAACAAUUUCUCUUGUUCCAUUGCUUGUAUCUGAUGCGCAGCCAUCUGCUUCCCAUCAUGUCGUUGUGGGUCAAUUUAUUGGGGACAGAAGCCAUUUUUCAAUUAAGACGUCGCAUGGCAAAUACCUUGGAUUUGAUAAGCAUGGGUUUGUUGAGACUACAAAAGAAGCCAUUGGUCCACAUGAAUUGUGGAUCCCAAUAUUUCUGAACGAUACCGAUGGGAUACCUUGUGUGAUAUUCAAAAGAAAGUCCUACAAUACCGAAGAUGUCGAUAUGCAUCUUCAAUAUGAUUUUAGUUACAAAUGCCUGAGAGCAGAUAUUGAAGCAAGAGAAGAGGCUACAAAAUUUUUUAUUUUCCACCAUUCAACAAGAUCUGCUAACACGCUUGCCAAGAGCUCUGAAGCAGGCAGCUCCGCACAACCCUCCAUUGAUGUUUCCAACUACGAGUAUGACCAAAUGAAAAGAUACGUUUCGUGGUACGAUCGAAAGCUGAGCCUGGGCCAGCUGCACUCUGCCUUGUUGGAUCGCAGAGAAAAACUAAAGUCAGACAAAUAUUGUAAAUAA